This is a messenger RNA of Staurois parvus, 81 nucleotides long. The record is from the annotation of a GenBank genome assembly. Lineage: Eukaryota; Metazoa; Chordata; Amphibia; Anura; Ranidae.
AUGUUUUUACACGAAAGUCCUAUCUUAUCAAUCACCAGAGGGUCACACUGGAGAGUAGCCAUUUUAAUGCUCUCAAUGUGA